CCCGGAAGCCCCGCAGGUAGAGCGGCCAGCGGGGGAAGCCGCUCUUCCUGGGCUUCUCACCAUAGAGUCCGGAGACGCGUCGGAGCCGGAGUCCUCCCCGCGGGCCAUCGCUGGACACCCCCCAGCUCGCGCUCCGCGGGGGGAACCGCUCUGCUCCCCCCUUCAUUAGGCGGACGCGUGACGCGGCGCCGGAAUCGCGCCAGGCUGGGUCGUGAAGGAUGGAGCCCAUGGAGGCAGCCCAGGCCCCGGAGGGGAGGAAGAGAUUCACUGUGCAGUCACAGGACCCUGAACAUACCAUGGUGAGACCCAUCUUCAAAUCUUCUUGCUCUGCAGCAGAGCCGAGAGCCCCUGCCCUGCCUGGGGCCACCUCCUAUGCCGAAUACGUCGUCGCACAGGUGUCUGCGUCCUCGGCCUCCAUGCCAGUCUCCCGGCCUGCCAGGAUGACAGCUGCGUCAUCGGGGUCCAGAGAGGGAGCUGCCUCAGGAGCGCUCCCUCCAGGCACUGAGGCCAGCACUGUACCCCCUGCUGCCAGUGGGGACUCGGACCCCAGCCCCACGCUGAAACUGGGGGCCAAGAGCAACUGCAUUAUCGUCAGCGCUCGCCAGCGGGGGAACCCCAUCCUAAAAUUUGUGCGCAACGUUCCUUGGGAGUUUGGCGAGAUCGUCCCUGACUACGUGCUGGGCCAGAGCACGUGUGCCCUCUUCCUGAGCCUGCGGUACCAUAACCUGAACCCCAACUACAUCCAUGCGCGUCUGCAGCUCCUGGGCAAGACAUACGCAGUGCAGGUGCUGCUGGUGCAGGUCGAUGUGAAGGACCCACACCAGGCACUGAAGGAACUGGCCAAGAUAUGCAUCCUGGCCGACUGCACCCUCAUCCUGGCCUGGAGCCCCGAAGAGGCUGGACGCUACCUGGAAACGUACAAAGCCUACGAGCAGAAACCAGCUGACCUGCUCAAGGAGAAGGUGGAUCAGGACUUCCUGUCCAUAGUGACAGAUUGUCUGACCAGUGUGAAGUCAGUUAACAAGACAGAUGCACUGAGCCUUCUCUCAACAUUUGGGUCUCUGGCGAACAUUGCACAAGCGUCCAAGGAGGAUCUCUCCCUCUGCCCAGGCAUUGGGCCCCAGAAGGCCAAGCGGCUCUUUGACACCCUCCACGAGCCGUUUCUGAAGAUCCCCAAAUGAGUGGAGCACUGCCAGCAGCACAGACAAGCAGGAAUAAACAGCCCCCCGUGCCCAGCAGGCCAUGUGUCCCUGCCAGCACACCAUAUGUUGUCUGCCAGGAAGCCAGGGCCUUGGGGGACCCUUAGCAGCACCAGGAACCAAAGCCCAGCUGUUUCUGCGAGUCUGGACUUUGACAAUAAAACAUGCUGUGCAGCAUCGCAGCUUGGCCUGGCCACCAAACAGCAUCUCA
Gopherus flavomarginatus (Mexican gopher tortoise) is the source of this 1410-nucleotide messenger RNA. RefSeq names its product ERCC excision repair 1, endonuclease non-catalytic subunit (gene ERCC1). Gene Ontology annotation, biological process: nucleotide-excision repair; mitotic recombination; meiotic mismatch repair. Gene Ontology annotation, cellular component: ERCC4-ERCC1 complex; nucleotide-excision repair factor 1 complex; nucleus. NCBI's taxonomy places the organism in Eukaryota, Metazoa, Chordata, Testudines, Testudinidae. Gene Ontology annotation, molecular function: damaged DNA binding; single-stranded DNA binding. The record is from RefSeq and is a predicted model, not a curated record. The coding region runs from base 219 to 1181 and encodes 320 amino acids. The transcript is spliced from 10 exons.